AAAAUAUGCUUCCGUCAACGGGUCUAUUUAGAAAGAUAAGCUGUCCAUACUUCGAGGAAGGCGAAUGUGUGAGGCCUUUUUGUCAUUUUCUUCAUGCACCGAAAAAAUUGGAAACGACAAAACCAACAUACCAUGCAACACCUAUAGAUCCAAAACCAGAGGAAGUGAAGGUCAAGAAGAAAUUAGAGUAUUUGCCGAUUCCAGGAACAGGAAAAAAUAAUAUAGCUACUUAUACCCCAUCAAUAAUUAACAAAAAUCGUGAAAUUUAUGAUCCAGUAGUGUCAAAUAAUUCGUCAUCUAUAUCCUAUAUACCGUCAAAAAUAGAUGAAAUCAAAAAUGAUGAAAAUAAGGAAACGAUUAUUGAGAAAAUGGAAGUUGACAAAGAACCAGUAAUAAAAGUAAGCAAUAAUGAAGAGAAUGUUGAAAGUAAGUCAUCAAAUAUCUCUUCUAAGCAUCACUCAAGUUCAUCGCUUAAGAAAUCAUCUAAAGAUCAUCAUAAAAGUAGUCACAAAAGCUCUCACAAAGAUUCAAAAAGUUCCAGUUCAUCUCAUAGGCAUAAGUCUUCACAUAAAUCAUCAAGUAGGGACAAAUCAUCAUCCGAUAGAGAUAAAUCAUCGUCAGACAAAGAUAAAACAUCAUCACAUAGGGAUAAAUCGUCAUCAAAGCACGAAAAAUCAUCAAGUUCAAGUAGUAAGCAUAAAUCAUCAAGUUCUAGCCGACAUAAAUCCUCAACUAGUUCCAGUAGUCGCCACAAAUCAAGUCAUAAAGAUCACAAAGAUAAAGUAAAGGAUAAGGAUGAGAAAAAAGACAGAAAAAGAAAGGCUGAAGAACCAGAAAUUCAAAGCAUUGUGGAGAAUGUAGACGUUCCAGUGAGUGACGACGACGCAGAUGAUAUUGAAGAUCAAUGUAGAAUGAUAUUUGAAAGUUAUGAAGCACCGGCAACAAGUAGCAAAGAAAUUAUUCAGCCACAAAAACCACCACAGCAAGAUCAGAACGAGGAACUGCAUUUUGAAGUUAAAAAACGACAAGCACAUGAUAAUGCAGUAAAUGUUAACAGACCAACACAAGGAACACGACAAAAUCAUGUCCAAUCAGCAAUGCUGACUGCACAGAAAAGGCAGGAUGUAGCAUUACAGAAAUUAAUCAUGGAAAAGAAGGCAAAAGAGAUAGAAAUAGCAAAAAUAGAAAAUGAAAUAAAGCAACAAGAAGAAGCUAUGGCUCCUCCAUCCCCACCAAAAACUUUGACACCAUUAUUGAAUCCUUUAAUCCUUAUCCGUCCACCUCCUUCAAAACGUCCAUCAAUAUCACCUAUAAGUCACAGAAUGGCAAUAGAAGCUGCAAAACGAAAAGUUAUGGAAUUAAAUAAAGGAAUGCAGCAACAAUCAUCCACGCCAGCGCAAACUGCUGCAAAAUCAGCUAGAGUUGCACACAAACCGACAAAUGUCAAUGACCUUGAUAUGACUAAAUUAGCACCUCCAAUACUCGAAGCUCAUAAUACCAAAAUAUCCUGUAAUGUUCGUACGCAAAUGUAUAAAAUGAUGGUUAAUCAUUGCGUAGAAAUUUACACUUUACCUGCUGAUGCCUUUGAAAGAGCACAACAUGAAGAGCAUCAAGUCUUUAAGAAAUGCUCAAUUGUUCCUACAUACAAGACUAGUGCUAUGUUAGCAAUUAAUCGAUUAAAAAAGGAAGCUGAAGCUGCUUCAUCAAAGAAGAUCCAAAAAGUAGUGUCACAUGACGUUAUGCUUGGUGGGGCUAUUGGAUCGAGAGUUUCGUGGUCUAUGAAUAAUAAAAUUAAAGUUGGCGAAUCAGAGUCAUCGCUACUGACAAUUGAUAACUGUUCAAGUUCUCAAGCUUACGAUCUCAUAUCUGAAUGUCUGCUUAGUGAGGAUCAAUUGCGUGAAAAUGGAUUUCCACGAUCAGGUGUUCAAAGAGGACAGGCACAGUUUUAUGUGCCGAAAAAGGCAAGGCCACAAAAUGGCAAGGAAGGCGAAUAUUAUUGUGCUCGAUGUCAUAAUAUGUAUAAUAUUAAUAUUUAUGAUGAACAUCACGUAGAUUUAUGCAUUUAUCAUGCAAAAAGAUCUGGAUAUAAACGUGGACAUUCUGAUAAUUAUUAUUAUUGCUGUCAAUCGCCGGCUGGAACUACAGGGUGCUGUUAUGCUGAUUAUCAUGUUUUGGAUUAUGUUGAUUAUGAUAAUUCGUUUGGAUAUGUUACGACAAUGGAAAAGGAUGAAAAUUAUGUGUGCAGCAAAAAGGAUAUUUUUGCAUUGGAUUGUGAAAUGUGUUAUACAGUCUGUGGACUCGAACUUACUAGAAUUACGAUAGUUAAUUAUGAAGAAAAAGUGGUUUAUGACAAAUUUGUGCGUCCACAAAAUCGAGUGAUUGAUUACAACACGAGAUAUUCAGGUAUCACAGAAGCAACAUUAAAUACUCCCGACGCACUUACUUUACCAGAAGUUCAAGCUGUUCUGCUGUCAAUGUUUCAUUCACGGACCAUACUCAUAGGUCAUUCAUUGGAAAGUGAUUUGAAAAGUCUUAAAUUAAUUCAUAGUAAUGUUGUUGAUACGUCUGUCUUGUAUCCUCACAAAAUGGGACCACCGAAGAAACGAGCUUUGAAGACAUUGUGUAUUGAGCAUUUAAAGAAAAUCAUUCAAGAAGACGAAGCUGGACACGACUCAGCUGAGGAUUCGCUUGUCUGUAUUCAACUCGUUAAAUGCUAUUUAAGGAACCGACUUGUCAAUUAAUGAUAUUAUUUAUUCAGUAUGUGCAUUCAAUAUGCAGAUUAAAUAUAAUUCGUAAAGUAAGUCCUGAGUUUUAGUCGAAGACCUCAACGCCUUUCUAGUAUGCAGCUAUUAAUGAAGCAACAAUCAAUAAGGAAAUAAAUUAAUUCAUCGUAUUAA
This is a messenger RNA of Chironomus riparius, 2897 nucleotides long. The record is from the annotation of a GenBank genome assembly. Lineage: Eukaryota; Metazoa; Arthropoda; Insecta; Diptera; Chironomidae.